Molecule: messenger RNA, 3313 nt
Organism: Cladocopium goreaui
Lineage: Eukaryota; Dinophyceae; Suessiales; Symbiodiniaceae
Source: the annotation of a GenBank genome assembly
AUGGCUGAAAUCCAGCAGCUGAGAGACAUGGGCUUCGCUGCUGCUGAAGCAGAAGUUGCCCUGCGGGAGGCCAGUGGCAAUGUGGAACAAGCGCUGGAACUUCUCCUCACCGGUGCCUUGCGAAGCGACUCACCCGAUGAGAGUCCCAAAAAGACUGGAUCUGUGAGUCCCAAAGACUCAGAAUGGCCAGAACUACCCAAGAAACCACCCCCAACACCUUCUUCUCCUUCGGGCUAUGGAAAGUCUGAUGCCAAGCCCCCUGGUCUGGAACAAGAUGAUGCCUUGGGCCUUUCUCUGGAGGAAAAUGUGCCGACACCGCAAAUGCCACGACCUGCGGGGCUGCCAUGUGGCCUGCUCAACGUGGGUAACACUUGUUAUGUAAAUUCUCUUCUUCAGACACUGUUCCAUGCAGAAGAAUUUCGCAAUCAAGUGCUGCACUUCGAGUACGAGCCAAAGCCCAGUGAUGCGACUGAAACAACCGGAAAAUCACCGGAGUCAUCCCCAUCUGAGGGCCUGGCUGCAAAGCGAAGACAGCAUCAUGCGGUGCAACUGGUGUUGGAAUUGCGAAGACUCUUUGGAUAUUGUCUCCAUUCAGAGCGCAGUUGCGUGAGCCCGUCCCAGCUAAUCGCGGAGUUGGUCGACCAGCAUGGGCACAAGUUGCCAGUGGGUGGCCAGGAGGAUGUCAGCGAGUUCAUGUUGAAGUUCGUUGAUCAGCUGGAGGAAGGAUUUGCAGAGAACAAGAAUGCGGAGGUCGACAAGGAGACCAAUCCACUGCACGACCUUCUGUUUGGAGAACAAGUACAGAUUUUUUCCUACCGGGAGACGGACAGUGAAGGUCAGCAAGAGGAUGCUGAAGGCGAAAAAAAGGUUGCGGAGACUUCUCAGCUGGUGGUGAACGAAGAAUGCAGCGAUUUUCUACAGAUUUUUUUGGAUGUGAAAUACAAGAACCUCUAUUCCGCAUGGGCAGCAUCCAGUCAACAAGAUGUGGACUACACAACUCCAACCGGAUCAAAGGCAGCUGGCAAAACGCGAGUCUGGAUUCGAAGGUUGCCCAAAUUACUGUUCUUCCAGCUACAACGAGUCACAUUCGAUCCAGAGACAAAGGAGCAAAUAAAAUUGGAUGACGAGUUUGACUUUGACCUGUCAAUCUACCCUGAUCGCUUUCUGGAGAGGAAUCAAGAGGAAGUGCUCAAGGUGGAGGCGAAAGUUGAACUUCUCCGCAUGGAGCAAUGUGAGAUCGAGAGGGCGCUGCAAAGCUUUCAACAAUAUCCAGCUGAGGCUACAGAUGGUGAGGCUUCUUUGCUUCCAGUCACCAGAUUGUUGUACGGUGCUGCCACUUGCCUGGAAAGAAACUUUCGAUCGACUGGAUCGUCACAGCAGUCCCCUUUGAACUCUGGAAACGUGAUCAACGCCAAGUCUGCUUCUGAUCUUUGUAACGAGCUCCGUGAGCUCCGCCACUCCUCCGGCCACUCCGGCUCCGGCUCCGACUCAGCGACUUUGCCAGCUGUCACCUUGUUGCGUUCCUUAGCAGAGGCUUGUCGCACACAAGAGGAGCAUCUUGAAAGCGAAAAGAAGCGACUUCAGAAAGAGCUUUCGGAAGCAUACCAUGCAGUUGGACAAAGUGAAUAUCAACUGUUUGGUAUUUGGGUUCACCAAGGCCAAGAUGCUCGAUCAGGACAUUAUUUGGCCUUUUUGAAGGAUUGGCGUGAGGAUCGUUGGAUGCGCUUUAGUGAUUCCUCUGUCUCGUUCGUCACUUGGGAAGAAGUUCGGAGUGCUGCCGUAGGUGCGGCUGACAGAACCUCUGACAGGACGGCUGAGAAGGCUGAGAAGGCUGAGAAGGCUGAGAAGUCUGAGAAGUCUGAGAAGUCAAGUUCCUCUGCGUACGUCUUAGUGUACAUGGAAGCCUCACUCGUGCGAGCUCACGAUGCUCAAGCUUGUCAGGAGAAAAACCUCCCGAUUUCUUCUGAGUUGUACGAGGAGAUCCAGGCUGACAACAUCGUGCUUCAGAACGAGCGCGGAAGCUGGGAACAGCAGGUGAAAACCAGAGAGUUGCGUCAACAUGCUCAGGCCAUUUUUCAACAUUAUGCAGGACUAUUGCAUCGUUGGGAACCACGGAAACAGCUUGGAGAUGCUGCAGGCAAUCCCCAUGAUCCGAAUCAUCGCAAGAUGUUAAAUGACCCAGCAUUGAUUUGCUUGGAAUUGUACCUCUAUCGCUCUGGGGGAGAGCAGGACGUCUGGCACUACUUGCUGCAGAGCAGCCUGGAAGCACAGAAGGAAGUUCGCAGCUGGAUGCCAGAAGACGAAGGUCGGAUUCUUUUCUUUCUGGCCGAAACCUUGCGCAGCCAGUCAUGUUAUGUCAAAAUGCUGCAAGAGAAAAGCAAUGAAGAUGGAUCCCCAAGUGCUGAGGGUGACAAUGAAGCAAAAACGACUUCGCAAAGCAAAGAAUACGAGUUGAUGGACAUCGCUCUUCCGCAAGUACACGAGAGAUACAAAAAUGUUUUGAUACAAGCUUACAUGCUGGAUGAGGCCUUGAAUUUAUUAAAGAAGGAAGGUGGCCUGGCUCUCCCUCGUGCAAUUGGCUUGCUCAGUUUGCUUUGGGCACAUUACAAUCUGGACAUGGAUUAUCGCUUCAGACACAACGAAGUCCUUCUGGUCCUGAGUUCUUUAAUGUACAACACUGUAACCUGCAUCGAGCAGGACGAGCUCUCGAGAUCUGCCUUCCGUGAACUUGGUGAAUACUUUUUCAUUGUGCUACACUGUGUUGAAUGGCCGAGAGGUUGGAAAACUCCACUGCAGAAUCGCAUAAAAGCUAUGUUUCCUCAAUGUCAAGACCUGUUGGACUUGGAGCUGGCCAACAUUCUCAAGGCCAGAGCACAGCGUGAAGGAGCCUCUGGGGUGACUCCGACAGCCACUUUCGCUGAUCAGAAGCAAUUGGUGAGACAAAGAUCGCUAUUGUUCACCGAUGGGAAGACCGUUGAAGAUUUCGAAGAUCACCCACCACCUGGCGAUACAUUUUUUGAAAGGCACCGCUCCCUGUGGUCGUGGACAAUGACAAAUGAGAAGGUCCUUGCACAGGAAUUUGUGGCUCUCGCAGGUGGAGCAUGUGCAUAGUGUCCUUAUGUGAUUUAUGUGUCCUUGCAUCAUUCAAUUGUGCUUUGGGACUCGUGACACUUCGUGAGACUUCAUGGUGCAAAAUGCCGGACUCCGAGUUCAUCCCCAAGUCCGUGUCCGUGUGACUCGACGCCAAGGAUCGCCUAGGGAUCUGCCAGGGCUCCAAGAGAUCAGCAACGCAACGACGCCUCCAAGAUCAAAA